UGCGCCGGCGGCGCCGCUGUGGAGCCACCGCCCCCAAGCUGCUGGGCCGCCGCUUCGCCGCCGUUUGGGGGACCCGGAGAGUCUCGGCGCCGGGUUGCCCUGAUGGUCCCCGGCAGGCGGCGGCGGCAGAGGCGGCGGGAGGAUGACCUCUCCCCGGGAGCGGGGUGCCGACCUGGCCCGUUUCUACACUGUCACCGAGCCUCAGCGACACCCAAGGGGCUACACGGUGUAUAAGGUCACCGCCCGGGUCGUUUCACGAAGAAAUCCAGAGGAUGUCCAGGAGAUAAUCAUAUGGAAGAGAUACAGUGACUUUAAGAAACUACACAAAGAACUAUGGCAAAUUCACAAAAACUUAUUCCGACAUUCAGAAUUAUUUCCUCCAUUUGCAAAAGGAAUAGUGUUUGGGCGGUUUGAUGAAACUGUCAUUGAAGAGCGGAGACAGUGUGCCGAAGACCUGCUGCAGUUCUCUGCCAAUAUUCCUGCUCUUUACAACAGUAAACAGCUUGAAGACUUUUUCAAGGGUGGAAUAAUUAAUGAUGGUUCUGAACUGAUUGGUCCUGUUGAAGCUUAUUUGGAUUCCGUCACUGAUAGCUUUCCUGAGUGUAGUACGGAAGGCUUCUCCAGUGAUAGUGACCUGGUCUCUCUUACUGUUGACGUGGAUUCUCUUGCUGAGUUAGAUGAUGGAAUGGCUUCCAAUCAAAAUUCUCCCAUUAGAACUUUCGGUCUCAAUCUUUCUUCGGAUACUUCAGCACUAGGGGCUGUUGCUUCUGACAGCGAACCGAACAAAACAGAAGAAGAACGGGAAAAUCGUAGCCUCUUUCCUGGCAGUUUAAAAUCCAAGCUUGGCAAGAGAGAUUAUUUGGAGAAAGCAGGAGAACUAAUAAAGCUGGCUUUAAAAAAGGAAGAAGAAGAUGACUAUGAAGCUGCUUCCGAUUUUUAUAGGAAGGGAGUCGAUUUACUCCUAGAAGGUGUUCAAGGAGAGUCAAGCCCUACCCGGCGAGAAGCUGUGAAGAGAAGGACAGCGGAGUAUCUCAUGCGAGCAGAGAGUCUCUCUAGCUUUCAUAGAAAACCUCAGCUUGAUGAUGUAUCUCAGCCUCCAGGAUCACUAAGUUCAAGGCCCCCUUGGAACCUAAGGAGCCCUGCCGAGGAGCUGAAGGCCUUCAGAGUCCUUGGGGUGAUUGACAAGGUUUUACUUGUAAUGGACACAAGGACAGAACAGACAUUCAUUUUAAAAGGUCUAAGGAAAAGCAGUGAAUACAGCAGGAACAGAAAGACCAUCAUCCCCCGCUGUGUGCCCAACAUGGUGUGUCUGCACAAGUACAUCGUUUCUGAGGAGUCGGUGUUUCUUGUGCUGCAGCACGUGGAAGGUGGCAAACUCUGGUCAUAUAUCAGUAAAUUUCUAAACAGAAGUCCUGAAGAAAGCCUUGACAUAGAGGAAGUGGAAAAAUCUGCACUUAGUAAAGUUCGCCUGCAACAGCCGACAUGUAGUCCUCAGGACAGCAGCAGCUUCGAAUCCAGAGGAAGUGAUGGGGGAGCCAUACUGCAAGUCGUGCCUUUGAAGACUAGUCUGACUCAGAGCUCUCAAGACGAUAGCAACCAAGACGAUGACGGUCAAGACAGCUCUCCAAAAUGGCCUGAUUCUGGCUCAAGUUCAGAAGAAGAAUGCACUACUAGUUAUUUAACAUUAUGCAAUGAAUAUGGGCAAGAAAAGAUUGAACCGGGGUCAUUGAGUGAGGAGCCUUUCAUGAAGAGUGAAGGAAAUGGUGAUACCAAAGCUGUAGAAGGCUUCCCAGCACACCUCGCGGCGGACAGCCCCAGCACUCAGCGGAUCGCUCAUGAGCUGCUGCUCUUCCCUGGAAAGGAUGACCUGGAAGCAGUUAGUUCCCCAAGAACAUCAGAUUCCCUCAGUAGAUCUAAAAAUAGCUCCAUGGAAUUCUUUAGGAUAGACAGUAAGGACAGCACUAGUGAACUCCUAGGACUUGAUUUUGGAGAAAAAAUGUAUAGUUUAAAGUCAGAGCCUUUGAAACCAUUUUUUACACUUCCAGAUGGAGACAGAAGUUUUAAUAUUAGUGAAAGCAGGGUUAUAGCUCAUGAUACCAUUAGCAGGGGCUCAGAUGACUCUGUCCCAGUUAUUUCUUUUAAAGAUGCUGCUUUUGAUGAUAUCAGUGGUCCUGAUGAAGGAAGGCCUGAUCUUCUUGUAAACCUACCUGGUGAAUUGGAGCCAACCAAAGAUGGUACAGCGAUGGGGCCUACUAAGUUUACACAGACUAAUAUAGGCAUCAUGGAAAGUAAACUAUUGGAAGCCCCCGACGUUUUAUGCCUCAGGCUUAGUGCUGAACAGUGCCAAGUGCAAGAAGAAAAAGGCUCAGAGGAAUUGAGUGAUCCCUCUAGUCUUAAACCCCACGGUGUAACAGAGAAACACUACGUACAAGGGGAUCUUGGGAUGUUAUUUGCGGCUGCUGUUGAUCAUAGUAGUUCAGGAGACGUGUCUGUGUUACACACCUCAGAUGCUAACUUUCGAGGACAUGGAGUGGUUGGGUUGGCAGCAACUGCAAACGACAGCGAAGAAAGCUUAUUCCCUGUUUCCGACCCACUCUCAGGUGCUAAUGAAUAUCAUGCAAACAGAGACACUUUAAAAACUGAGGAAGUAUUGCUGUUUACAGAUCAAGCCGAUGAUUUGGCUGAAGAGGAGUCGACUUUAUUUCAGAGAGACUCUGUGACUAAGGGAGCAAGUGGGUUAGCACAAGGAGACAAGGAGAUACAUCAGAUUUUUGAGGACCUUGAUAAAAAAUUAGCACUAAACUCCAGGUUUUACAUCCCAGAGGGCUGCAUUCAAAGAUGGGCAGCUGAAAUGGUGGUAGCCCUUGAUGCUUUACAUAGAGAGGGAAUUGUGUGCCGCGAUUUGAACCCAAACAACAUCUUAUUGAAUGAUAGAGGACACAUCCAGCUAACGUAUUUCAGCAGGUGGAGUGAGGUUGAAGAUUCCUGUGACAGCGAUGCCAUGGAGAGAAUGUACUGCGCCCCAGAGGUUGGAGCAAUCACUGAAGAAACCGAAGCCUGCGAUUGGUGGAGUUUGGGUGCUGUCCUCUUUGAACUUCUCACUGGCAAGACGCUGGUCGAGUGCCAUCCAGCAGGAAUAACUACUCACACUACUUUGAACAUGCCAGAAUGUGUCUCUGAAGAGGCUCGCUCACUCAUUCAACAGCUCUUGCAGUUCAACCCUGUGGAGCGUCUUGGUGCUGGAGUUGCCGGUGUGGAAGAUAUCAAAUCUCAUCCAUUUUUUACCCCUGUGGACUGGGCAGAGCUGAUGAGAUGAACGUAACGCAGGGUUGUCUGUGCACGUUCUGACCUUCCCUGGGACAGGCGUCCCCAGCGCAGAGGCCGCUGUGCCUCCCAGUCACUUACAGAGCACCGAAGCAUUGGGGUGAGACCGGCAGAGGAAAUGGGCGAUGAAAAGGCUGAAAGAGAACAACUCCCUUACAGUUACUGUCGGGACAAGAUAUUGGCUACACUUGCAAGGGGCUGUUACGAACAAGCCUUUAACCAAGAUGUGAUCUUUAUAUCUGCACUUAGUGUUUGCACAUGAGUUGUAAAGCCCGCUGAAAGGAAUGCCCAUCAAGAACGUCCUCUGAUCUGAAACUCCAAGUGUACAAUGAAGUGUUACUUGAAAGGAGGACCUUUAUAUGGCAGCUAACCAUGCUUCCCGCUAGCCAAGAUUGUUUUAUAUGAUCAAAUUAAUAUUUGUUGAAUACUAUAUGAGAAGUGCUUCAUGCAUAAUGUCAUCUGUGGAGCUUAAAAAAGUGAAGGAAAAAAAGAAUAUACUCAUCAUGUCUGAUAGGAAACACGUAUCACAAUGCUAUGUGAUUAAUGUAUGCUGAAUGUGGUCCCAAAUUGUUUCAUACUUUCAGAAGUCCACAUGAAAAGGAAACACUUCAUCGUGUCAACUUUGCACUUGGUUGGUUGGUACUGUUCACGGAAGGGUCCAUACAAACACUUGCUCUGUCUCUCUCCUCAACGCUACUUCCUACACCCCUGGCCUAUGCUCUCAUUUUCCGUUCUUCCUACCCCUACUAAUAAUACAUAUGCAACAAAAAGGGAAUAUGUCCCCAAGUUGUAUCAUCUUAAUAAGGAUUAAGAAAUCAUGAUGUAAAAUAAAUGUGGUAAAAAUUUAAAUCUCUCCGUCAUUUAAUUGCGUAGGGUUUCUUUUUUGUUUGUUUGUUU
Molecule: messenger RNA, 4221 nt
Organism: Pteronotus mesoamericanus
Lineage: Eukaryota; Metazoa; Chordata; Mammalia; Chiroptera; Mormoopidae
Gene: RPS6KC1
Product: ribosomal protein S6 kinase C1
Exons: 15
Coding region: 143-3316 (1057 amino acids)
Biological process (GO): protein phosphorylation
Cellular component (GO): early endosome
Molecular function (GO): protein kinase activity; ATP binding; phosphatidylinositol binding
Source: RefSeq, a predicted model, not a curated record